AUGAUUGAAUUAGGAUUGAGCCGAGUUGCGAGUUUGCUCCAACAGACUCCGCUCACAUGGAAGGCCAUUCACAUUGCUGGAACUAAUGGUAAAGGCUCUAUCAGUGCCUACCUCUCCCAUUUACUCGCGACCGGCGGAGUACGUUGCGGACGAUUCACUUCUCCACACUUAAUUGAUCGAUGGGACUGCAUUACAAUCGGGGAGAAGGUGGUUCAGGAAUCAUUGUUCCGACGAAUCGAAGAUCAGGUCAAAUUACGAGAUCAAACACUAGGUAUCGGGGCUUCAGAAUUUGAACUUCUUACCGCAACGGCUUUCGAAAUAUUCAACCAUGAGCGUGUCGAAGUGGGUGUCGUGGAGGUGGGAAUGGGAGGCCGCCUCGAUGCUACCAACGUUCUGAAUAAUGUCCUUGUGUCAGUGAUUGCGAAGAUCGGAAUGGACCACCAAGCCUUCCUUGGAUCUACGAUCGGGGAGAUCGCGCGCGAAAAAGCGGGGAUUCUGAAGCCCGGAGUCCCUUGUGUGGUGGACAACACAAAUGACCCAGAGGUGAUCGAGACCGUGAAGGAGCAUGUUCAAGAACUGGGCAUUGGAUCUUCUUUUGUCUCUCCUCCUCAAUGUCCAUCGCUGGCGCCUUACUUCAAGGUAUUGGAUCUAGAGCCCCACCAGCAGCAAAACAUGUGUUGUGCUGUGUCCGCUCUGAAUCUUGCCUUGCCUCACCUGAGACCUCAUAUGACGACCUCGGACGUUCUACCGCUUCUCCCAGGUCUUGCCGAUGUCCAAUGGCCCGGUCGCUUGCAGAACAUCGACCUUCACCCACUCAUUGAUCGCAGAAAGCCCAUUCUACUAGAUGGUGCCCAUAACGCGCAAUCGGCUGAAGUACUCGGCAAGUAUGUCGAUCGCAGGCUGCGGUCUGAUAGCAAACCAGUCACCUGGGUAGUCGCUGCGUCCAGUGGUAAAGAUCUAGCCGGAGUUUUUGGCUCCAUCAUCCGUCCCGGGGAUUGCAUUGCCACCGCAGAGUUUGGGCCAGUGGAUGGAAUGCCCUGGGUGCAGUCAACCAACGCCACAGAGCUGGCGUCUUCCAUUCAGGCCCUCCAAGAUGUCGGGAAGGUGCAGAGCUUCGAAGGCGAUUUACUCCCUGCUCUUCGCUGGGCCAGCGACGAGGCCCAAGGGGGACCUCUGGUCAUUGCUGGUAGCCUCUACCUAGUUUCUGAUGUGCUACGCCUACUUCGGGAGGCUCAAAAAUGA
Penicillium brevicompactum is the source of this 1242-nucleotide messenger RNA. RefSeq names its product dihydrofolate synthase. The coding region runs from base 1 to 1242 and encodes 413 amino acids. Lineage: Eukaryota; Fungi; Ascomycota; Eurotiomycetes; Eurotiales; Aspergillaceae. Gene Ontology annotation, molecular function: tetrahydrofolylpolyglutamate synthase activity; dihydrofolate synthase activity; ATP binding. Gene Ontology annotation, cellular component: mitochondrion; cytoplasm; cytosol. The record is from RefSeq and is a predicted model, not a curated record. The transcript has a single exon. Gene Ontology annotation, biological process: folic acid-containing compound biosynthetic process.